AGAGAUGACGAUCGACGACGAGAGCUCCGUCUACGUCGGCGGCCUCCCCUACGAUGCCACCGAGGACACUGUUCGCCGAGUCUUCGAUCUCUACGGCGCCGUCGUCGCCGUUAAGAUUGUGAAUGAUAAUACGAGCAGAGGAAAAUGCUACGGCUUCGUUACGUUUCGGAGUCCACGGUCGGCGAUCGACGCCAUCAACGACAUGGACGGCAGGACUGUGGAUGGGAGAGUGGUGAGAGUGAAUGAAGUGAGGAGUAGAGGAGGGAGAUCAGGUUUCGGUGGAGGGAGAGGGAGAGGGAGAGGAGGGAGGGAGAGUUUCCGGCGGGAUGUCGAGAGGGGGAGGAGCUGGGGGAGUAGAGGUAGGGAGCAUGAGAUGGAGUAUGAUGAUGUUAGGGAGAGGUAUAGCGAUAGGUCGAUGGAGCGCGGCGAUAGGUACAUUGUUCGGUCGAGGGAGCGGCGGUCUGUUGAGUAUGAGGAGGAGAGAGAUGGGGGAUACCGGCGUGGAGGUGCUGAUCUUGAGGUAAUGAGUGAGCAAUUCUCGGAUAGAGAUCGUGGGAGGGUGAGGGAUUUGGAAGAUGUUGAGCAAGGAAGCAGCAGGAGCCAUGAUCAGGGUUGGGGGAAGAGAAAUCGUACUGUGGAAUCUAAUAGGGAGGGGGAGAUGGACCGAACGGAGCAUAGGAAUGAUAUUGUUGAAAAGGAUAGAGAUCAACAUUCGAGGAGGCGGAACGGUUCAAACUCAGUCGAUCAAAAUAGUAGGGAGCUUUUAUCCCAUUCAAGUGAUGAUUUCAAUGAUCAGGUAAAAGAACAACUUGAAAGAUCCACUCGGAGGCUUGAAGAAUUGAAAAAGGAGACUUCUGAGAUGGAAGAGAAGUUAGAAGAUGAUGGAAAACUGGUCUUGGAUUUACAGAAGCAAUCUAAGAAGCUGGAGGAUGCAUUGGUAAAUGCAAAGAAGAAUACUUUACACCAGAAGGCACAGUUGACCAAGCUACAUGAUUGCUUUAUGCAAGUAAAACAUUAUAAAGAAAAACUCAAAAGCAGUGAAGAUGAACUUCAGAUGCUGGUUGAAACAGCAACAGGGGAAGAUAUUGACGAUAUUGGCUUGAGGGAUACAAUCCUGGCUAUUGCCAAUGCCUGAAGUCAUGUUAAGCUACGGAAGAAAACUGAAUCUGCAACACAUGCUGUAUGUGGUAGUUGGGUGGUGAGGGUAAGGUAGCAUGCAGUCCUCUUGAAGUCUUGAUAGUGUAUGAAGCUUUUGUAUAUUUCUACACCCAAAGUCAGUGAAGAAUUAGCUUAUUGUAUCCGAGAUGUGUAUCAUAUAUAUCAUGCUCGCUUAUACAUCAGUAGUUACCGUCAUGUUGCCAUACAAUACACUCUUAGAUGGAUCAACUAAAUACUGUCUUACUAUACACU
Molecule: messenger RNA, 1410 nt
Organism: Fragaria vesca subsp. vesca
Lineage: Eukaryota; Viridiplantae; Streptophyta; Magnoliopsida; Rosales; Rosaceae
Exons: 9
Coding region: 5-1135 (376 amino acids)
Molecular function (GO): mRNA binding
Source: RefSeq, a predicted model, not a curated record